Molecule: messenger RNA, 2910 nt
Organism: Priapulus caudatus
Lineage: Eukaryota; Metazoa; Priapulida; Priapulimorpha; Priapulimorphida; Priapulidae
Product: voltage-dependent T-type calcium channel subunit alpha-1H-like
Exons: 15
Coding region: 1-2910 (969 amino acids)
Biological process (GO): neuronal action potential; sodium ion transmembrane transport; membrane depolarization during action potential
Cellular component (GO): neuron projection; voltage-gated sodium channel complex; plasma membrane
Molecular function (GO): voltage-gated sodium channel activity; low voltage-gated calcium channel activity
Source: RefSeq, a predicted model, not a curated record
AUGAUGAAGUGCAACCGCGUCAUGCCGGAUCUCGUUCCGCAGCUGAGCAUAGUCGAUUGCCAGGGAGACGGUUACCGCGCAGACUCUCUCGACGACGACGAGGGAGGAAGCUACAACUCCGAAGAAGAAGAGAUCAUUAUCGAAUGUGCAGGGAGAUUCACGAAUGUUCACAGAGAUUCUCGAAUGUGCACGGUGAUUCUCGAAUGUGCACGGAGAUUAUUGAAUGUGUACGGAGAUUAUCGAAUGUGUAUGGAGAUUAUCGAAGAUGCACAGCGAUUAUCGAAGGAGUGCUGCAAUUGCAUCUACCCGCCGUGGAUGCCAGAGCUGCCUCGCUGGGUGAGGAAUCGCAAAGACCACGCGCUGUUCCUGCUGGAUGAGGAGCACUUGGUGAUAAGCCGCGCUCCGGGACUGAAGCUGGUCGUACAGACUCUACUCUCGUCGCUACGACCCAUCGGUAACAUCGUUCUCAUCUGCUGCACCUUCUUCAUCAUCUUCGGCAUCCUCGGAGUGCAGUUGUUCAAGGGCAAAUUCUUCUACUGCGACGGGCCGGAUGUGCAGCACGUACGCAACAAAACCCAGUGCCAGCAGGACAGUAGGAACGAGUGGCAGAAUCAGAAAUACAACUUCGACAACCUUGGCCAGGCGCUGAUGGCUCUGUUCGUGCUCUCCUCGAAGGACGGAUGGGUGCAGAUCAUGUACACAGGCAUCGAUGCUGUCGGUAUAGAUCAGCAGCCGAUCGAGAACUUCGACGAGUGGCGCCUCUUAUAUUUCAUCUCCUUCCUGCUAUUGGUCGGCUUCUUCGUGCUCAACAUGUUCGUCGGCGUCGUCGUCGAAAACUUCCACAAGUGUCGCGCGACUCAGGAGCGCGAGGAGAGGGCGCUGAGGGAGGCGAAGCGACAGCGCAAGCUGGAGAAGCGGAGGAAAAAGCUGAAGGAGCCGCCAUAUUACAUCAACUUUUCGCCCGCUCGCUUCUUCAUCCACAACAUCUGCACGAGCAAGUACUUCGACCUCGCCAUCGCCGCCGUCAUCGGUCUCAACGUCAUCACCAUGGCGAUGGAGUUCUACAUGAUGCCAGACCAACUGGUCUAUGCACUGAAGAUCUUCAACUAUUUCUUUACGUCUGUGUUCAUCCUGGAAUCAAUCGUGAAGUCGGUGGCUCUUGGUGUUCGACGGUAUUUCUCCGAUAGUCACUAUGCGUUGCUCAAGCUGCUAAAGAUGGCCAAAGGCAUCCGAGCUCUGUUGGACACGGUUAUGCAGGCGCUUCCACAGGUGGGCAACCUAGGCCUGCUCUUCUUCCUCCUCUUCUUCAUAUUUGCUGCCCUCGGCGUGGAGCUCUUCGGUAGACUAGAGUGCUCAGACGAACAUCCCUGUGAGGGUCUUAGCGACCACGCCCACUUCAAGGAGUUUGGCAUGGCGUUCCUUACGCUAUUUCGAGUAGCAACCGGUGACAACUGGAACGGCAUCAUGAAGGACACACUGAGAGACGGCUGCAACGCGGAGUCAAACUGUACAGUCAACUGCUGCGUCAGUCCGUUCAUCGCACCCAUCUACUUCGUGAUAUUCGUUCUCAUGGCACAAUUCGUCCUGGUGAACGUCGUCGUCGCCGUGCUCAUGAAGCAUCUCGAGGAGUCGCACAAGCACAUGGACGACGACGCCGAGCUGGAGGCUGAGAUCAAAGCCGAGCUCGAAGAUCUACGCCGUGAGGAGCUCCGCCGUGAGGCGAGCCGCGAGCAGGAAUCGUCGGCAGGCGACAGCAACAACCGCGACAACGGCGAGAACGGCAGUUGCCAUGACAACGGCGCGCAGGGCAACAACGACGAAGAUGCGAAGGACGACAAGAGGAGGAGGUCGGUGGAGAGGCAGUCGUCUCUGCCCUCCGGCUUCACGUACUGUGUUCGACCUCCGAGUCCGUAUCCACAACACAAGGUGCUACCCGAAGAAGCCGAGGAAUCAGCUUCGCCUAGCGACAUCUACCUUGAAGAGAAUGAACUAUCACUGGCGACCAGCUCCCAGUGCACCCCGGUCCUGCACAGAGACCCCGCCGACAGCGACGCGCCAAGUGGCGCCCCCACCGACACCGACUCGGCAGGUGGUGCCACCGUGGAUAGCGAGCCGACGGCCGACGGCCACGCGUCACUCGCGGACGUGACGUCAUGCGGCCACAGCAACAGCUCUGGCGGCAGCAGUGGUGGGAGCGGCGGCGGCGGCGGCGGGGGGAGCGUGACGCCGUCGCCGCAGCGCAAGCAUCCACACAACGUGAGCAAGCGGAGCCUGCCGGACCGGCUGCGUGUGCCCCGCAGCGCGGCGCGCCCGCACCGCAGCGUGCCCAACGUCUACGACUACUCCAACUACCUGGACGCGUCGCUCGUGAGGGCGCUGCAGCAGGCACGCCGCAGCGCGGGGCGCGACGGGAAGACAGACGCGCGCACUACGGUGUCGCCAUCUGGCGUCGACGUUUUGCGCGGCGACACAUUGCGGAUGGACGCCGACCAGACUGAGAGCACAUCUCGCCGGGGGGCACCGUGUGCGGUCGCGCCCACGCCGGCGGUGCUGGCGGAGACGGCGCAUCGUGGCGCCGCCCUGGCGGCGGCCAACAGAAACGACCAGUCGUGUGAUUCCGGUGCGGACGCUCAGAAGACGGUGCCGACGGACACGCUGCCGGGCGUCUGCGUAAAACCAUUGUCGGCGGGCAAAUACGUGUUGUCGGGCGACGAGCACCCGACAGCGCCCCCUGGUAGAGUCGGCAAUCACGUAGAUUCGCGACAUAAUUGUAAGCCAAAGCGUGACGACACUUCGAGACAUUGUGAUAACGAUAGCGAAUCGAUCGCGCCCGACGACGCGACGGGAUUACACGAUUCGCUCCCGGCCGGACAGAUGGCGCCACAGAGCAUGCGCGAGGGCGUUUUGUGA